AUGGCUCUCGACCCACGCGCGCUUGAGGAUAAGGUGCCGCCCUCCCUCCCCAACCCCGCCAUCCCCCUCGCGCCGCAGCAUGACGAGUUGUCAACCUGGGUUUAUCCCCUGAACCACAGGGGCGGGGGUUAUGGGGUGGUUUGGGUGGUGGUGGUGGUGGUGGUGGUGGUGCUGGGGGAAGAUGGGGGGAGGAGGCCGCGGAUGGACCAGGCGAAGAAGGCCCUCCAGGGCGCGUCCGGAGGGUUCAGCUUCUUCAGCAACAAAGAAGAAAAAUACCAAAAUGCCGCCGAUCUCUACGUCCAGGCAGCCAACGCCUACCGGCUGGAGCGGAUGAACAAGGAGGCGGGAUCGUGUUUUGAGGCGGCGGCGGGUAUUCACAGGGACAAGCUGAACGAGCCGGACGAUGCGGCGAACCAGAUGGUGGACGCAUUCAAGGUCUACCGGAAAGAAUACCCCCAGGACGCCAUCCGCUGCAUCCAGGUGGCCAUCAGCCGGUACCAGGCGAAGGGCAACUUCCGGCGAGCGGCAUCGCAUCUAGAAAAUGCCGCCGAGCUGCUUGAUGAGGUCGGCGACCGCAAGGGCGCCAUCCCGCUCUAUACCGAAGCGGGGCGCCACUACGAGGACGACGGGGCAAAGGCCCUGGCGAACAAGAACUGGCUCAAGGUGGCCGAUAUGGCUGGACUUGAGGGCGAUUACUUCCAGGCCGUGGAACUUUACGAGAAGGUAGCCGACUCAUCACUCGACAACCACCUGAUGAAAUACUCGGUCAAGGACUACUGGAUGAAGGCAGGGAUCUGCAUCCUCGCAACCAAGGACCUCGUCAGUUCUCGCCGUAACCUGGAGAGGUACGUAGAGAAGGAUCCGUCGUUUGCGACCCAACGGGAGUACCAGCUGCUCUCGGACCUGAUCGAAGCCAUCGACGCCGGGGACCAGGAGGUGUUCACCGACAAGCUAUACCAAUACAACCAGAUGAGCCCACUGGACAAAUGGAAGACGGAGAUCUUCCUCAGGAUCAAGAACCAGAUCGAGGAUGCGGACAACGAAUUUGCUUGA
This is a messenger RNA of Chaetomium globosum CBS 148.51, 1053 nucleotides long. RefSeq lists its product as uncharacterized. Gene Ontology annotation, molecular function: syntaxin binding; soluble NSF attachment protein activity. Bases 1 to 1053 code for a protein of 350 amino acids. The record is from RefSeq and is a predicted model, not a curated record. NCBI's taxonomy places the organism in Eukaryota, Fungi, Ascomycota, Sordariomycetes, Sordariales, Chaetomiaceae. The transcript has 4 exons. Gene Ontology annotation, cellular component: SNARE complex; vacuolar membrane. Gene Ontology annotation, biological process: intracellular protein transport; SNARE complex disassembly.